Molecule: messenger RNA, 2435 nt
Organism: Aspergillus heteromorphus CBS 117.55
Lineage: Eukaryota; Fungi; Ascomycota; Eurotiomycetes; Eurotiales; Aspergillaceae
Product: acetate--CoA ligase
Exons: 6
Coding region: 51-2063 (670 amino acids)
Cellular component (GO): cytosol
Molecular function (GO): AMP binding; acetyl-CoA synthetase activity
Source: RefSeq, a predicted model, not a curated record
UGUUGAAACAUACACAGCCCCAGCGCAGCGCUUUGUUGGGACUCGCAACCAUGUCUGACGGUAGUGUCAAACCUCCCAAGCCCGCUGUGGUCCACGAGGCCCACGAAGUCGACACUUUCCAUGUCCCCCAAGCAUUUCACGAGAAACACCCCGUAGGAACCCACCUGAAAGACCUCGAUGAGUACAAGACCCUGUACGAGGAGUCCAUCCGCAGCCCCAACACCUUCUGGGCGCGCAUGGCCCGCGAGCUCCUCACCUUCGAGCAGGAUUUCCGCACCACCCACAGUGGGUCAUUGGAGAACGGCGACAGCGCCUGGUUUGUCGAGGGCCGCCUGAACGCCUCCUACAACUGCGUCGACCGUCACGCCCACAAGAACCCCGACAAGGUCGCCAUCAUCUAUGAAGCUGACGAGCCCAGCGAGGGCCGUUCCAUCACCUAUGGCGAGCUGCUCCGCGAGGUGUCGCGCGUGGCCUGGGUGCUCCGCCAGCAGGGCGUCAAGAAGGGCGAUACCGUCGCCAUCUACAUGCCCAUGAUCCCCGAGGCCAUCGUCGCCUUCCUGGCCUGCUCGCGCAUUGGCGCCGUCCACUCCGUCGUGUUCGCCGGUUUUUCGUCCGACUCUCUCCGGGACCGUGUGCUGGACGCUGGUUCCAAGGUCGUCAUCACAACCGACGAGGGCAAGCGUGGUGGCAAGGUCAUCGGCACCAAGCGCAUUGUCGACGAGGCCCUGAAGCAGUGCCCCGAUGUCUCCAGCGUUCUGGUCUACAAGCGCACCGGCGCGGAGGUCCCCUGGACCAAGGGCCGUGACAUCUGGUGGCACGAGGAGGUCGAGAAGUACCCCAACUACCUCGCCCCCGAGUCGAUGAACUCCGAAGAUCCUCUUUUCCUGCUCUACACAUCUGGUUCCACCGGAAAGCCCAAGGGUGUCAUGCACUCGACUGCGGGCUACCUGCUCGGAGCUGCCAUGACGGGCAAGUACGUGUUUGAUAUUCAUGACGAUGACCGCUACUUCUGUGGUGGCGAUGUGGGCUGGAUCACUGGUCACACCUAUGUGGUGUAUGCGCCUCUGCUCCUCGGAUGCUCCACCGUCGUCUUCGAGAGUACUCCGGCGUACCCCAACUUCUCCCGCUACUGGGACGUGAUUGAGAAGCACAAGGUGACCCAGUUCUACGUGGCCCCCACCGCGCUGCGGCUUCUGAAGCGGGCUGGAGACGAGCACAUCCAGCACAAGAUGGCUCACCUGCGUAUUCUGGGCUCCGUCGGCGAGCCCAUCGCCGCGGAGGUCUGGAAGUGGUACUUUGAGAAGGUCGGAAAGGAGGAAGCUCACAUCUGUGAUACCUACUGGCAGACCGAAACGGGUUCUAACGUCAUCACUCCCCUGGGUGGUGUCACCCCGACGAAGCCCGGCAGUGCGUCGCUGCCUUUCUUCGGUAUCGAGCCCGCUAUCAUUGAUCCCGUCUCCGGAGAAGAGAUCCCUGGAAAUGACGUGGAGGGAGUGCUUGCCUUCAAGCAGCCCUGGCCCAGCAUGGCCCGUACGGUGUGGGGCGCCCACAAGCGCUACAUGGACACCUACCUGAAUGUGUACAAGGGCUACUACUUCACGGGAGACGGUGCUGGCCGUGACCACGAUGGAUACUACUGGAUCCGCGGUCGUGUUGAUGAUGUGGUCAAUGUUUCUGGACACCGUCUGUCCACGGCUGAGAUCGAAGCCGCGCUCAUCGAGCACCACCAGGUGGCUGAGGCUGCUGUCGUCGGUAUUUCCGAUGAGUUGACCGGCCAGGCCGUCAAUGCGUUCGUGGCCCUGAAGGAGGGCAACGAGACCACCGACCAAGUUCGCAAGGACCUGAUCGCGCAGGUGCGCCGGUCCAUUGGACCGUUUGCUGCCCCCAAGGCGGUCUUCGUGGUCGAGGACCUCCCUAAGACCCGCAGCGGGAAGAUCAUGCGCCGGAUUCUCCGGAAGAUUCUGAGCGGCGAGGAGGAUAGCCUGGGCGACACAUCAACGCUGUCGGACCCUGGAGUUGUGGACAAGAUCAUUGCCACGGUGCAUGCUUCCCGAGUCAAAUAAACGGCCCCGGGAGGAACCGAUGAGAUGAAGCCAUUAAUAUGUCAUGACGAGUUGAUUAGCCUUUUUGGGUGGACAUGAUGUCCAGAGGCGCAGUUAUUUCUAUAAACCCCGUUUUGUGAUUCCCAACCUGUGAGAGGUGAACACUGGUGGAUCGAUGGAUCGCCCAGAAAAUAUACAUGUUUCCUAUUUUUCCUAUUAUUCAUUUGUGCUGGCAGGGGGACGACUGUAGGAUGUCGUGUGAGUGAGCACCUCUGGGCUUGAGACAUACCCUAAGCCUAUGUACUAAUUAGGAAGGGGUGGGGGGCAUCGCAAGAGCAGGUGGUGGUAUGUAGUAGUGAUUAGGUAGGUUAGGCAUUAAUAGUAAGUCUCGAG